AACAAACUCAGUUCCAUUCGGUAUUUCUCAACGCGCGGACGCGAAUUGAAGAGAAACCCUUUAAAAUUACAGAAUAAACUAAAGAAAAGAGGGACCUGCUCCUCGAGACAAGAGAAAACACUCCUGAAAUCGGUUCUAAACGAAAAUACCCAAAAGAUACGUGUACUGUGUGCUACGGGUUGAAAGUGGAAAUGUAUCUAUAAGAUACAGAGUGCGGGCGGGCGAUGCAAUCGAGGUGUUCUCAAAGAAUUGUAAACAAAGAAGGCGGCGAGAUUCAUUGACAUCCAUCGAGAUCCAGCAACAAGUUCCCAGCAAGCCACUAGACUUUAAAAUGGCAGCGGACUGGCGAUUGAUGUGCCUCCUGGGAGUCCUGCUCCUGGUGGGCGCGCCUGUAAGCGGGGAGGUCUUUACGGCCCUGGCCGAGAUGGAGGAACUACUUGAGACUGAAUCCGUACUGAUUACCAACCUGGAGGGCUACAUACGCGUGCAGGAGAACAAGCUGAACUUCCUCAAAAAUAAGAUGGACGAGUACCAGAGGGAGCACGCAGAUGCCUCCAGCGAUAUUACCGGCUACGUAUCCAACCCAAUUAAUGCUUAUUUGCUGACCAAGCGUCUUACCACCGACUGGCGCCAGGUGGAGAACCUCAUGGAGCAUGACGUGGGCACCGACUUCGUGCAAAACAUCACCCAGUAUCGAAGUGUCUUGAAGUUCCCCUCCGACGAGGAUCUCAAUGGGGCAGCGGUGGCCUUGCUCCGCCUGCAGGACACCUACCAACUGGACACCUCGAGUGUGGCCAGGGGGAAGCUCAACGGCAUUCAGUACAGCACGGAAAUGUCCUCGGACGACUGUUUCGAGCUGGGAAGACAAUCGUACGUGAACCACGACUACUACCACACGGUGCUCUGGAUGAACGAGGCGAUGGCCCGCAUGCUGGAGGAGCCGAGCAACCACACCCAGAGUUUCACCAAGGCCGACAUCCUCGAGUACCUGGCCUUCUCCACCUACAAGGAGGGCAACAUUGAGAGUGCCCUAACCAUGACCAACGAGCUACUACAACUGCUUCCUCACCACGAGAGGGCCAAUGGAAACAAACGCUUCUACGAAAAGGAGAUUGCCAACCAGUUGCAGUUGAAGAAGAUGAAGGGCGACGAUGGCACCGAUGAGAUGCCAAAGUCCGAUUUGCCCGUGGCCAAAAGUGAUCCCGCCAUCUUCGAUUUGACUGAGCGCAGAGCCUACGAGAUGCUAUGUCGGGGUGAACUAAAGCCAUCGCCAUCGGAGCUGAGACCCUUGAGAUGUCGCUAUGUCACCAACAAUGUGCCCUUCCUGCGAUUGGGUCCUCUGAAGCUGGAGGAGGCCAACAUGGACCCCUACAUCGUGAUCUACCACGACGCCAUGUACGACAGCGAGAUCGAUGUAAUCAAGCGGAUGGCUCGCCCUCGUUUCCGCAGAGCUACGGUCCAAAAUUCCGUGACUGGAGCCUUGGAGACGGCGAACUACAGGAUCAGCAAGUCCGCCUGGCUAAAAACCAACGAGGAUCGGGUGGUUGAGACAGUGGUGCAGCGUACAGCGGAUAUGACCGGCUUGGACAUGGACUCCGCCGAGGAGCUGCAGGUGGUUAACUACGGCAUUGGAGGACACUACGAGCCGCACUUUGACUUCGCCAGGAAAGAAGAGCAGCGCGCCUUUGAGGGUCUUAAUCUGGGCAACCGGAUUGCCACCGUACUCUUCUACAUGAGCGAUGUGGAGCAGGGCGGAGCCACUGUUUUCACAUCCCUCCACACUGCUCUAUUCCCCAAGAAGGGGACGGCUGCCUUUUGGAUGAACCUGCACAAAGACGGAGAGGGCGAUGUGAGGACUCGCCACGCAGCCUGUCCCGUACUCACGGGCACCAAGUGGGUGUCCAACAAGUGGAUCCAUGAACGAGGUCAGGAGUUCCGCAGACCCUGCUCCUUGGACGAGGAUCACGGCGAGUUCGCCAUUUAAGCCGGAGUCUAGUUAGUGAAUGCAAAGAAUCUUAAAUGCGAAAUCUUAAAUCCUUCGCCAUCGGCCAUCGACUUCCUAUUGUAAAUAAAGCAUUCAGCCCGGAGAAGGUCGCAUCUGUUCUACUUACGGUUUCUACAUGUGGAACCACUUCUACCUAGAUGUAUCUUAGACUCGUAUGGAAUUUAUCUACUUUUGUAUAUUUGCCUAGGUUAAGUAGUAGAAAAAAUUGUAAUAAAAUCAAUAUGAAAAACCGUA
Drosophila eugracilis is the source of this 2239-nucleotide messenger RNA. RefSeq names its product prolyl 4-hydroxylase subunit alpha-1 (gene PH4alphaEFB). Lineage: Eukaryota; Metazoa; Arthropoda; Insecta; Diptera; Drosophilidae. Gene Ontology annotation, cellular component: endoplasmic reticulum. The transcript is spliced from 9 exons. The coding region runs from base 332 to 1984 and encodes 550 amino acids. Gene Ontology annotation, biological process: peptidyl-proline hydroxylation to 4-hydroxy-L-proline. Gene Ontology annotation, molecular function: procollagen-proline 4-dioxygenase activity; protein binding; iron ion binding. The record is from RefSeq and is a predicted model, not a curated record.